ACAAGCAUGGAGGUCGGUCUGCUGCGUUUGCACGCGUGAACUUGUUUAUUGUGUACAACCUCCGCGUCUGCUAAAAGCCACGUUCCUUUUUUUCACAGAGCGGAUUGAAGCGGUUGACAAGUAAAACAGGAACCGCCAGCGGCUGACGUGCGACCAUGGUUCUACCAGCGUUGUACGCUGCGCUGCGCGUUUACGCGCCCUACGUCACCUUCCCGGUGGCCCUGGUCGUCGGCAUCAUCGGCUACAACAUCGAGGGCCUCAUUUCGGACCGACGCACUCCCAACAAGAAGACGAGCAUUGACGAAGAGCGCAAGGAGCGGCUACUGCACGAGUUGGACUUGCAGCAGGACGUCACGCAAGUCGAGAGGCUCAAAGACAAGAGCUUCGUGCCCAAAACGGUGCUAGAGAGGAACGUCUCGCCUUCGCUUAGGACGCUAGACACGUGAUUGCUGGUAUAUCUGGCGCAGGUGUAGCUCGUAAACAGACUAUGGCCUCUUAAGCACUGUUUUGGAAAGCAUGUUUGGCCUAAAAGGCGUGCUAGUAGUGUGAAUGUUCGAGGCAUCGACGUAGUGUAAACAGACUUAGAUUUCCUAAAUGUUGUGUUGGGGGAAAGCUUUAUUGGACAAGAAGGUAUCGUAGAAGUGUGAAUGUUAUUCUCGUUGAUUGUGAUAAUGGCACUCUUCUGGAUGCUGUCGAUUCCCGCCGUCUUUUCAACUAUGAUUGGGCUCUCCAAUUGACUGGAAAUGCCACCAUUACAGAAUUAGACGAUAUGGCAGAUUCUGACAAUGUCCGGGAUAGCACCCUUCUCGAGGGAUGAGAAGGAAAGAAUGUUUCGUAGAAUACUUGCGAGGCUUAACAGCCUAGGUUUCUGGGCAAAUUUGCCUGGUCGGGAUACUACCACUGGCCAAAUCUGGCAAUGGAGGUCUUUCUGUGUCUUGAAUGUGUUGAUGUAAUUUCUGGUGCCCUGGCUUGGUAUGACGAGAGCUCGUGAUCAGAUGGUAUAGUGUGUGCCUGGAGAACACCAAAAGAGAAGGUAUGACUGUUUCUUUAUGAAGCUUUUCUUCUGUUUUUAAUGAGGUAGAACAUGCAAAAGAUGAAAUACGCUUCCCACAGCAAAAGGUGGGAAUGCAUGUUCUCUUUUUUUUCUAUUUAAAUGUGUUCUGACACAACAAUAAUCACAGUUUCAUUACAUUGGUUUGCUGCAUGAUAAAUUGCAAAUAGUUACCUUAAAGGGACUGUCUACCUUACUUCACUGCUUUUAUGUUUUGUGUCGCAACAGACAGCGUACCAUCUGAAGUGUCUAACCAUGCAGAUCUUUCUCUGGAAA
This is a messenger RNA of Rhipicephalus microplus (southern cattle tick), 1327 nucleotides long. Its product is annotated as small integral membrane protein 12-A. The record is from RefSeq and is a predicted model, not a curated record. NCBI's taxonomy places the organism in Eukaryota, Metazoa, Arthropoda, Arachnida, Ixodida, Ixodidae.